Mollisia scopiformis is the source of this 1160-nucleotide messenger RNA. RefSeq lists its product as uncharacterized. The record is from RefSeq and is a predicted model, not a curated record. Bases 130 to 963 code for a protein of 277 amino acids. The transcript has a single exon. Lineage: Eukaryota; Fungi; Ascomycota; Leotiomycetes; Helotiales; Mollisiaceae.
CCAAAAUCCGCUCAUUGUGUAGAAGCGAAUUAUUGUUUGGUGAUGCUAUUGUUGCUUUUUCGAUAAUAUCUUCAGCGCACGUUUGCAUCCAAUCAUUUCUGCAACUGUUUCAGACUACUCAACGCAAAUAUGGCUGUCGACAUCGUAUCCAUCGUCAUCGCGGCUGUUUCUCUCGUCGGAUCCCUCGUAUCAGCAGGAUUCACAGGAUGGAUAUCCUUUUACAUCGACCAAGUAAAGCGACGAGCGGAAGCGAAGGCUUUGGUGCACAAAUAUCGAGAUCCGCUGCUCUUAGCAGCCAUGGAUCUCCAAUCCCGGAUAUAUGGCAUUGUCCAGGCUUCUCUGCUCUCAUUCCAUGCUGAUGAAGAGAAGAGGGAUUUGGUGUUCGUGUACACCUCUUUCCUGGUGGGGCAAUAUUUCUCCUGGACGUGGAUUCUACGACGACAAGCUCAAUUCGUGCGUUUCUCGACAGACAAGCAGAAUAGAGAGCUGAGUCGACUGCUGGAAACCAUCACGGACGAGAUCGCAACGGAUGCCAAUGCGGCUGAACACCCAUUCAUGCUGUGGCGGGGUCAACAGAUGGCGAUUGGAGAGAUGAUGACGGAGAAAGACGGCGAUGAGUUACAUUGUAUCGGGUAUUCUGAAUUUGUCAGAAGGUACCAUACGAAUGAGGAGUUUCACAACUGGUUCAAGCCCAUUGAGAGGAGUUUGCAGGACUUGGUGAGGGCACGUGAGAGGCAUGAUCCCGUGGCGACGUAUAGAUUGAGGAGGUUGCAGCAUCGGUUGAUUGAUCUUAUUACGCUACUGGAUGCAGAGGGACUGGGAGAGGGGAGGGAUAGGAGGGAUAAGGUGCAUGCGGCCACGGAUUGCAAGUGUGCAGGAUGUCCUGGGCGACCGAAACCGAAGACUCCCCUGUUGAGCCUGAAGCAGAAGUCAGAGGUUACGAGUACGACUACUGAGUCUUAGGUCAAGAUACAUUUGAUAUAUUGAGAUUUGUGACGGGUUUGGGAAGUUGGGAAGUUGAGAAGCACUUUGGUAAGAAACCAGAGAUGAGGACGUGGUUGACGAAAUUUGUUCUAUAGCCAUAUUGCCUUUUUUGUUCGUAAUCCGAGAUAUCCUAGGUACAUUAGUCACAAUAUCCAUAGCUUCCGCUACCUUCGUUC